Molecule: messenger RNA, 1391 nt
Organism: Tribolium madens (black flour beetle)
Lineage: Eukaryota; Metazoa; Arthropoda; Insecta; Coleoptera; Tenebrionidae
Exons: 4
Coding region: 903-1307 (134 amino acids)
Source: RefSeq, a predicted model, not a curated record
UCCACAGCCACGUCGAUUUUCGGAAUGGGGAAUCGGUCUGUCCUCUUCUGGGUCGCCACGAUUGGGGCCUCUACGGAUUUCCGGUCAGAACAAAUUUGAUGAUGAUACUAAAAAGAUGUUUAGUUCAUUUACAUAAUUCUUAAAAUUGUUAAUUACGCGUAAUUCGGGUUCUGGAAUCAUAUGGGUAGCGUUAAAAUCGCAAGGAACCAUUUUCUGCUCCCCGUAAUUUUUCUUGCAUUUAACCAAAUGAAAGGCCAUUUUGCAUCUUCUGAUGUGGUGUGACUUGUUGUAUGGGCAUAAGAUUUUUUCUUCGGGACUGAAAAUUAGUUAUUGAGAAACAAAAAAUGUGAUGGGAAAAAACUGAAUGCACUUUCACUUACUCAUAUAAAUCCUCCAUUUUCUAGAGUUUAAGGGUGGUUUACAGGGAUAAAAGUGAACUAAAAACUGAAAUAGCGUUGCAAUUCAGCUCUUUCUGAUAAUCACUAUAGAAUAAGAAGAAUCACCAUUCAUCAACCGACGAUAGCGUUUGGGGUUUCUUUCCACUUGUCAGUCUUGACACCAACAUUAAAGAAAAAAGAAACUAAACAACUAGUGAAUACCCUAAAAUAGGAGGCAAAAAUUUGAAUUUACUGUUACAAGAAAAAUUAACGCAAAAUGUAUACAUUUGUAUGACAACGGCGAUUAAAUAACAAUUUUUUCGCGAAUGUGUCUUUUUUCUGACCCAAUUUAUAUUCUUUUCGUGAAUUACUAUAAACAUAUCUUUUACUAUCAAUUUCCUUUAGUUCCCCCUUUCACCCUCCGUUUUAUCAUAAUUCUAACAAAAGAAAAGCAAACACAAAAGAUAUAAGUUAUCGAUCAAACUUUACCUUCGCACCUGGGCAUAAAAUUCAAAUUUUAAUACAAUGAAGACUCCAAAUUUCUGCACUUACCUUUUUCUCACUUUUCUCACUGAUUUUAUUGUCGGUCAAAAAAGUCCUAUUCUUUCACGAGCUUGCGUCAAUAAGUACGACUGUGGGGCAGCUUUUGGCUAUAUUUGUGGACAAAACCAAACGUGUCGAUGUGACCGUAAUUAUAUUCUUAAUAGUUAUGGUGAUAAAUGUGUUGGAGGAGUUGGGCAAAGGUGUCGAUAUGAUGAACAUUGCAUCGAGGGGGCUUUCUGUGAGUUUCAAAUGAAAUGCGAGUGUAAAGACGAGCUGUACCCAUCGGAAAAUGGCCUCGCAUGUUCUAGAUCUAAGCAAGUAGUAAAUGAUGCACCCCGUAUUUACGUAAUUGCAAUUCUUUUAUUUUAUGUGUUAAAACUUUCCUAAAUUAUUUAUACAAAAAUUUGUUCACGUUAUAAAAAGUCUAAAAAAUAAAUAAGAUAAAAAAUUAAUUUUAUUGUGAAAAAUAAA